Molecule: messenger RNA, 1848 nt
Organism: Penicillium bovifimosum
Lineage: Eukaryota; Fungi; Ascomycota; Eurotiomycetes; Eurotiales; Aspergillaceae
Product: ankyrin repeat domain-containing protein
Exons: 3
Coding region: 1-1848 (615 amino acids)
Molecular function (GO): protein binding
Source: RefSeq, a predicted model, not a curated record
AUGUCACAUACAGUAGGCAGCCGCCCAUCCCAGACCACCGCAGCCCGGCUGCUAGCCGACACCCUAUACGAGUUAACGCGCGGGACGACACUGACCAACCAAGCCCACAACGAGCUCGGGUCACUUCUCGCCGCAUUGACCGCGACCGAGACGUAUCUCUCCUCACUAGAUGCAGGCUGCGUGCAUCUCGCAGUCUUGAAUAAAAGAGUGCGGAGUUGUCAUGGCGUCCUGCUGGAAUUGCAAACGCUGCAGUCGCAGCCCGAUAUGGUUGGAGCUCAGAGUCAGGUAUCUGAGAUAAGAGCGCGGCUUUCGUCGGUGACUUCUGCGCUUGAUGAGGUCAAUGCGAAUUUGAUGAUAUCGUGUCAGAGGGAGAUUGAGCGUGCGGUGAGCUGUCUUGCCGAUGAUAUUGUUGCUGGAAAGCAAGAAAUUUCGCUUGUGACUGAUGUCUUGAAUUGCUCAACUUCUGAGAAAGAGGAAGCUUGGACACGACUGCAGAAGGCACUGGCUGCUGCCGGUAUUGCUCCGCAAUUGUCAAGUGAGAACCAUAGUCUCAUUAUGUCGACUUUGCAGAAGUUCAACGAGGUAGAUGCGCUGUCCAUCGCCGAGGAGCAAACAGCACCAACCGAUAGGGUCUCGGCUAUGGAACCGACGCCAGUGCAAUCGAAGCCUCGGGAGAACCUGGACGACGAGGACUGGUUAGCAGAUGAACCCAUUGGCCUUCCAUUCCUCCCACUUCCACCCAAAGGUCUUUCGUUUUCAGAUAGACCACGUUCAUACCAAGAACUUCCACCAAAAAGCGUUUCAUCCUCAAUUAGACCACGUUCAUACCCAGAACAGGUCCAGCCCUAUCCCGAGAAAGAGGCACUUCUGGAAGGGAACCUCCCAAUCCCCAUUCCAACAGAGAUCAAAGACUCUACCGACACCAAAGAGAGCUUCCCAAUACCCCUUAUGAUUGAAAUCCAAGAUUCAACCGAUACCCAAAAACAAGCCCUACCCACCCAACCAUCAGAGAACUUCCCAAUCCCAGUCCUCACCGAACAGCAGGAAGAAUACCGCGACGCCAACCUCCCAAUCCCCAUAUCCUUACCCCCAUCUCCAUCACCAUCUCCAAUCCCCCCAAAACCAGACCUAACCCCCUUCAAAGUGCCCCCAACCCCCAAACAACCCCACCGCCUAACCCGCCUCCUCUGGGACCUCACCAACUCAAAGGAACCCUUCAUAACCUCCAUAAUAACCGGCAACCACCCGCAAGUGCAAUCCCACCUCCUCAAAGGCGCCUCCCCAAACACCCAAAACACAACCUCCCAAACCCCCCUAAUGGCCGCCGUCUCCUUCAACCACGAAUCCAUAACCCGUCUCCUCCUCGCCCACGGCGCAGACCCAAACACCCAAUCCCUCUCCGGCGAAACAGCCCUCAGCGCCGCCGCCAGCCGCGGCUACGACCGUCUCGUCCGCACCCUCCUCGCUUCCGGCGCGGACCCUAACGCGGGACAGAAUACAGGCAAGACGGCACUGGCACUGGCGGCUGCGUACGGACAGGACCGGAUCGUGGAGCUUUUGCUGGGGUGCGGGGCGGACGUGGAUGCGGUUGGUGGGAAGGGGGAGACGGCUAUGGGGCUGGAGUGGAUGUUAGGGGGGUUGGGGAGGGCGCAGACGCCGUUGUGGAAGGCGGUUAUGGUGGGGGAGAUUGGGAUGGUUAGGCUUCUUUUGGUUUGGGGGGCGGAUCCGUUUGUCAAGGUUGGGAGGGAGUCGGUUAUGGAGUAUGCGAGGAGGUUGAGGAGGGGGGAGGUUGUUAAGCUUUUUGCGGAGUUUGGGUUUUAUCCUCUAGGGAGGUUUCAGUAUUGUUGA